This is a messenger RNA of Monodelphis domestica (gray short-tailed opossum), 1165 nucleotides long. Its product is annotated as olfactory receptor 10Q1-like. The record is from RefSeq and is a predicted model, not a curated record. Gene Ontology annotation, cellular component: membrane. Lineage: Eukaryota; Metazoa; Chordata; Mammalia; Didelphimorphia; Didelphidae. Gene Ontology annotation, molecular function: G protein-coupled receptor activity; olfactory receptor activity. Gene Ontology annotation, biological process: G protein-coupled receptor signaling pathway.
CACAUUAGUUCAAUCCCAUCAUUAUGUAGAAACGAAUACUAGGGAGAUAGAGAAAUGAAGAGACUUACCAAAAGUUACUUUUAAAGGUCCUCAUAUCUCCAUAUUUCUAUGAUCCUAUCAUUCUAAGACUAAAGCAUAGUUUAUUUUAUUUAGGUUUAUUCAGUUACUGGCCUUGAUUUUGUAUUUCUAUUUGGCAGAUGAAAUGUCUUCGUCUAACACUUUCAGUCUUAACCAAUCUGGCCCCACUGAGUUUGUGUUCCAAGUGUUCACCACUUCCCGCAAGAUCCAGGCCCUCCUCUUCUGUUUCUUCCUCCUCCUUUACAUAAUGAUCCUCUGUGGUAACACAGCCAUCAUCUGGGCUGUGUAUACUAACAGUUCCCUCCGCACCCCUAUGUACUUCUUCCUGUCCAAUCUGUCCUUCCUAGAGAUCUGUUACACCACUACUGUGGUGCCACUGAUGCUCUCCAACAUCUUUGGGGGCCAAAGGCCCAUUCCAUUAGCUGCAUGUGCAGCUCAGAUGUUCCUGUUUUGCUCCCUUGGUGGCACUGACUGUUUCUUAUUGACUGUCAUGGCAUAUGACCGCUUUGUGGCCAUCUGCCAUCCCUUGCACUAUACUCUCAUCAUGACCCAGAAGCGAUGCAUCCAACUUGUUCUUGUUUCUCUGGUUCUGGCUGUCUUCCUUAAUCUACAACUCACAACACUGGUUUUCAACCUUCCUUUCUGUGGGCACCAGUUACAGAUCAAUCAUUUCUUAUGUGAUGUCCCACCUGUCUUACGCCUGGCCUGUGGUGAUACUCGAGUGCAUCAAGCUGUCCUAUUUGUUGUGGGUAUCAUUGCACUGACAAUACCCUUUGUGCUUAUCUCCAUUUCCUAUAUCUUUAUUGCCAAUGCCAUUCUACACAUUAACUCAGCAGAGGGGCGUCGCCGUGCCUUUUCCACAUGCUCUUCCCAUCUCUGUGUGGUCCUUUUGCAAUAUGGUUGUUGCACCCUGGUCUAUAUGCGUCCUAGGUCCAGUACCUCAGAGGAUGAGGAGUGGCAACUUGCCUUGGUUUACACCUUUGUUACACCUCUCCUCAACCCCCUCAUUUACACUCUACGGAAUAAGGAUAUCAAAGAUGCAUUGAAAAAAUCCAUGAGCUGCAAAGUACUCUCUGAAACUCCAUGA